GCCGCAGCCUUGGGGCGCUGGGCAGUCUUGCAGCGAGCAGACUCGAGCGGGCGACCCGGCGCCUGCCCGCCCUGUGCCGCCUCCGCCCCCGCUCCAGAGCGCAGGACCAGGCACCUCCAGCGCCCGCCGCCGCUGCCAAUGCGGCCCGGGCACUUUUAGCCAGACCGGAGGGCCAGAGAGCCAGGCUGCCCAGGGCAGCAAGCCCGCCGCGCCACCCGGAGCCGCGCGACCCGCAGCGAGCAGGGACUGACGCCCGCCAGCCACCUCCACCCGGCCGCUAUGGAUCUAUUCGACUUUUUCAGGGACUGGGACUUGGAGCAGCAGUGUCACUAUGAACAAGACCGCAGCGCACUUAAGAAAAGAGAGUGGGAGCGGAGGAACCAAGAAGUUCAACAGGAAGAGGACCUCUUUUCUUCAGGCUUUGAUCUUUUUGGGGAGCCCUACAAGGUAGCUGAAUAUACAAACAAAGGUGAUGCCCUUGCCAACCGAGUCCAGAACACGCUUGGAAACUAUGAUGAAAUGAAGGAUUUGCUAACUAACCAUUCUAAUCAGAAUCAUCUAGUGGGAAUCCCAAAGAAUUCUGUGCCCCAGACUCCCAUCAACAAAAAUGAACCAGGCUUUUUUCCAGAACAGAAGAACCGGAUGAUCCAACCUCACCAGGAUAACACCCACUCCUCAGCCUCGAUGCCUCCACCAUCUGUCGUGAUACUGAAUUCUACUCUCAUACAUAGCAACAGAAAAUCAAAGCCUGAGUGGCCACGAGAUAGUCAUAACACUAGCACUGUGCUGGCAAGCCAGGCCAGCAGUCAGCCAAACAAGAUGCAGACUUCCACACAGGACCAGCCUCAAGCCAGACUAGAAGACUUCUUUGUCUACCCAGCUGAACAGCCUCAAAUCGGCUCAGUUGAAGAGUCCAACCCAUCUUCAAAGGAAGAAAGCAACCCCAAGGCUGAUGGAGAAGAUGCUUUCAAAGAAAUCUUUCAGUCCAACUCGCCAGAACAGCCUGAAUUUACAGUGCAAGCACCUGGGUCUCCCCUGGUUGCUUCCUCUCUGUUAGCUCCAAGCAGUGGCCUUUCAGUUCAGAACUUCCCUCCAGGGCUUUACUGCAAAACAAGCAUGGGGCAGCAAAAGCCAACUGCCUAUGUCAGACCCAUGGAUGGCCAGGACCAGGCACCGGACAUCUCUCCAGCACUGAAACCUUCCAUUGAAUUUGAGAACAGCUUUGGGAAUCUGUCAUUCGGAUCACUUUUGGAUGGAAAACCCAGUGCAGCCAGUUCAAAGACUAAACUGCCAAAGUUCACGAUCCUCCAAACAAGUGAAGUAAGCCUUCCCAGUGAUCCGAGCUGUGUUGAAGAAAUCUUGCGGGAAUCCCAGCAUCUGACUCCGGGAUUCACCUUACACAAGUGGAGUGACCCAACCAGCAGAGCUUCUACAAAGAUGCUUGAAGAUGACCUAAAGCUGAGCAGUGAUGAGGAUGACCUUGAGCCUGUGAAGACCUUGACCACUCAGUGCACAGCCACGGAGCUCUACCAGGCUGUGGAAAAAGCAAAACCUAAGAAUAAUCCUGUGAACCCACCCUUGGCGGCACCUCAGCUCCCACCUGCACUGCAGGCCAGCGGGGGGUCUGGCAGCUCCAGCGAGUCAGAGAGCAGCUCCGAAUCAGACUCUGAUACCGAAAGCAGCACCACUGACAGCGAGUCCAAUGAGGCACCUCGAGUGGCCACUCCAGAGCCUGAGCCACCCUCAACCAACAAGUGGCAGCUGGAUAAAUGGCUUAAUAAGGUGACAUCUCAGAACAAGUCAUUUAUUUGUGGCCAAAGUGAAACACCUAUGGAGACAAUUUCUCUGCCUCCUCCAAUUAUCCAGCCAAUGGAAGUCCAGAUCAAAGUGAAAUCAAAUCCCAGUCAGAUAUUGGCUGAACCCAAAGAAAGGCCUCUCCUGAGUCUCAUCCGGGAGAAAGCCCGUCCUCGGCCCACCCAGAAAACUCCAGAAACAAAGGCUUUGAAGCAUAAGUUGACAGCGACUAUUGAGACAGCUUCUCAAAGGACAAUGGGGAAGAAACAACCCAAAAAGGUUGAGAAGAACACCUGCAUUGAGGAGUUUACCUGGCCUAAACCAAAUAUUACCAGCAGCACUCCCAAAGAAAAAGAAAGUGUGGAGAUUCCUGACCCACCACGAAGCCGCAGCAAAGCCACUGCCCACAAACCAGUCCCUAGGAAAGAACCAAGGCCUAACAUCUCCUUGGUUGCUGAGAAGAAGAAGUACAGAGGGCCUGGCAAGAUUGUGCCCAAGUCUCGGGAAUUCAUUGAAACAGAUUCGUCUACAUCUGACUCCAACACCGAUCAGGAAGAGACCUUGCAGAUCAAAGUCCUGCCCCCUUGCAUGGCUCCUGGAAGCAACUCUGCAAAAUCCAAGGAGGCCUGUGGUGCCAGCCUGACCUUCAGCACCUUAGUCAGCAGCAGCGGUGGCGGCGGCAGCAGCAGCAGCAGCAGCAGCAGCAACAACAACAGCUUGUCCAGCAGUAAUGAUGAGCCGUCUUUCUCACCAAUUUCUGCCAUGCAUACAGAUCUACUGUCCCCUCUUCGAGAUCACGAGAAUCUGAAAAAUCUCUGGGUGAAGAUUGACCUUGACUUAAUUUCUAGAGUACCUGGCCACAACUCAGUUCAAGCCGCAUCUGCCAAGCCAGACCAUAAGGAAACUGCCUCAAAGCCUAGACGUCAGGCUGGUGCCACAACCAUGGAGAAGCCAGCCCCCAAAGGCAAGCGUAAGCACAAGCCAACAGAAGCUGCAGAGAAAAUCCCGGAGAAGAAGCAGCGCCUAGAGGAGGCUGCCGCCCUCUCCUUGCUUCCUCCAUGCAUCUCACCAGCCCCACCGCACAAGCCUCCCAGUGCUCGAGAAAAUAAUUCAUCAAGGAGAGCAAAUAGAAGAAAAGAAGAAAAACUCUUUCCUCCUCCGCUUUCCCCACUGCCAGAGGACCCUCCACGCCGCAGAAAUGUCAGCGGCAAUAAUGGUCCCUUCAGUCAAGACAAAAACAUCUCCAUGACUGGACAGAUCACCUCUACUAAACCUAAGAGAAGCGAGGGCAAAUUCUGUGCUACAUUCAAAGGGAUAUCUGUAAAUGAGGGAGACACUCCGAAAAAGACUGCCUCUGCCACCAUCACUGUCAACAACACUGCUAUUGCCACUGCCACUGUCACUGCUACUGCCACUGUCACAGCUACUGCCACCACUACUGCCACGGCCACCACUACAACUACCACCACUACUAUUUCCACCAUCACCUCUACUAUCACUACUGGCCUCAUGGAUAGCAGUCACCUGGAGAUGACAUCCUGGGCAGCCCUGCCUCUUCUGUCCAGCAGCAGCACUAAUGUCCGGAGACCCAAGCUCACUUUCGAUGACUCGGUUCACAAUGCUGAUUAUUACAUGCAAGAGGCUAAGAAGCUGAAGCACAAAGCCGAUGCACUGUUCGAGAAAUUCGGCAAAGCUGUGAAUUAUGCUGAUGCUGCCCUCUCCUUCACCGAAUGUGGCAAUGCCAUGGAACGUGACCCUCUGGAAGCCAAGUCCCCAUAUACCAUGUACUCCGAGACCGUGGAGCUGCUCAGGUAUGCAAUGAGGCUGAAGAACUUUGCAAGCCCCUUGGCUUCUGAUGGAGACAAAAAGCUGGCAGUACUAUGCUACCGAUGCUUAUCACUUCUCUACUUGAGGAUGUUUAAACUGAAGAAGGACCAUGCUAUGAAAUACUCCAGAUCACUGAUGGAAUAUUUUAAGCAAAAUGCUUCAAAAGUUGCACAGAUACCAUCUCCAUGGGUAGGCAAUGGCAAGACCACUCCUUCCCCAGUGUCUCUCAACAAUGUCUCUCCCAUCAACGCAGUGGGGAACUGCAACAAUGGCCCUGUCACCAUCCCGCAGCGCAUUCACCACAUGGCCGCCAGCCAUGUCAACAUCACUAGCAAUGUGCUUCGCGGCUACGAGCACUGGGACAUGGCUGACAAACUGACAAGGGAGAACAAAGAAUUCUUUGGCGAUCUGGACACACUAAUGGGGCCUCUGACUCAGCACAGCAGCAUGACCAAUCUUGUCCGCUAUGUUCGCCAGGGACUGUGUUGGCUCCGCAUCGAUGCCCAUUUGUUGUAGUGGGUGCUCGCUCAUCUCUAGCAUCACCACCCAUCACUCUACCUCUACCAGCGCACUGACGGUCACUGGUGGAACUCCAUUCACUUGGGAAAGUUCUCUUUGGUUAUGUUUUUUUUUAUGCUUCUUUUGAUAUCUGUGAAAAGCUGAAGUCAUUGUAAGUGGACACUACAACUUGGGAGCAGUGUAUGUUUUAUUAUUUUUUCAGUAUUUGAUAUGUUUUUCUUAGAUCCCAGCAUCUUUUUGUGCUUCAUGGAAUGAUAGUCCCUACAUUAUUAUUUUCAGUCCACACUACCCAAAACAAAGAAUGAGAAGCACACGUAAUGAAAACAGGUUCCUAAGAAAUGAAACAAAUGGUCUUAUUGUAGAUGAGAACUUAGAUACAAGGGACCUGCCAAGAUUUGCGGCAAUAGUCAGCCGCAAGCUCUACUCCUAUGUCCAGAAAAGAAUGUGUUUAAGAAUCCACUGUUAAACUUUUGUGGUUCCCAACAGAUUCAAUCUUCAGGUGAGAAUUCUUAUUGUCAAAAUCCACUGGAUAGAUGCUGUAGCAAGACCAUAUCAAGAAAUACAAGGGCAUAGCAAUACUGCUCUUGAAAUGAUGCUAUGCCUUGCAACCAGAAGACUUUUUUUCUUAGCAGAUUGUUCCUUAUUUACUUCUUCUUCUUCUUCUUUUUUUUAGAUUUUAAUGUUAUGAAGGAGGGAUGACCUUUAUUUUGACAACUUUAAAGCAUCAGCUGUAUUAACAGUGUUUGAAUUCCAUGAUUUAAAGUUUAAAUCCUCAUGGAGAUCUUCUGUGUGCUAAGCUCUUCUUUAGAGGCAAAGUUUGGUGGUUGCAUGCCUUAGUAACCAAUUGCCAGUCUUUCCUGCGAGAUAAGAGAGGUCCGGAAAGUGUCCGGCGUGGAAUUCACACAUCUGCCUACUUUGUAGUCAGUGGCAUGUUGGUAACUAGCUGGACUCUUAAGCUGUAUCUUGCUCAAAUCUAUGGAAAGAAAGUCGAAUUAUCACUGCUGGAAAAUAAUAAUACACAAUUUUCUUUCUAGUGGUUUUAAAAUUGGACUUCCCCAAUUAUGGUCCACAUUUUCUAUUUUCAGAGUUUCUUGUACUCUCCUUUCAUUUUUCCUCAUAUCUUUUUUUCUUUACUUUCCUUUUUUCUGACUCAUUAGCUUUUGAUUGAAACAUCAUCACUGAUUUUUUUAAAUUUAUGUUGCUAUGGUCAUGUACAUACAAAGUCCAAAGAAAACUCCUAACUGUAAGUAGUAGCUAACCCUAAAACAAUGUGAUUCUUGGGGUAAUGCUUCACCCUGUGGGGCUUUGAAAGAGCCCCAGUGAUUGGGAACAGCUCACCUAAUUUGGAGACCUUUUCCUAUCAGUUACAACUGUCUCCCCUCCUUAUGGUUCCCUACUUUCAUCUCUGUCCCUAAGCACCACCAUGUAAAUAUCAUCUUUGCUGUUCCAGCUCACCAGAAGCAUCCCCCACUUGUAGGAAACACUAUCAAUACAUUAAUUACUUGUAAUUACCUGCUGGCACAUAAUUCCAUGUAGCUUUUAAUCUGCUGAGUUAUUGAAUUCUGUUCACUGAGAUAUGACCAGAUAAAUAAUAGAUAUGCACAUGAAAAAUGCAAACUUGUAUGAUUUUCAAGCAAGUCAUGCAGGUCUAUGAUAAAAACAGCAGGUGAUCACUCUGCACUCUCAUUGUCAAGGUUAGAUAUAUUCCAGUUGCAAAAAGAGCCAGACUUGAGCUGUGCUCUGGUCAUCUUUGAGUUUAAGGCCCUUUGUUGUAUAAUAAGGUUAUGGAAGUUGUACUCCAAUGGCUGAGACCAUGCUGUUAAUAUGGCUGAUGGGAGUGUUGCAGCAGCUGAACCCUGCACUUUUGAGACUCCCAAUGUAGUUGAGAUUCACAUUUACAGUCUCAACAACACUUGAAUACACAUGCGCACAUACAUACACACACAUGAGCACAUACAGAUGAAGCCAGAAAGAAUCUUUUCUGAGCCUCUUGGAGGAAGAUAUUCAUAUGAGAGUCUGAACACCCAAGGCGGGUGUGACAUAUCAAAAUUAAGCUGAUGACUUUGCAGUGACUCAAGCUCUCUGGUUUCCAUAGCUGACCAGGUGGAGCGCCUGGCUGUUACUUUCUCAUGAAACCCACUGGCUUGACUUGUAAGCUAAACCUAGACCAUGAUCCUAUUGUAUCAUGGAUUUAGGACCUGAUUCUUCUUGAAAUUCCAAAUCUCUGCAAACUAGACACUAGAAUGCUAAGGGCAGUUUCCCAGGGAAACGAGCAUAGUGCCUCACAGACGAAAGACUUGCAGCUCUAGUUUCAGUAACUUGUUACAUCUACUUACACACAGCAGGGAGGUGAGAGGAGUCUCUGCCAUCUCUGGUGGCUGAGUGUAAAGUGUGUGCUAAGUCACUAGCACAGUUAUCAAAUCUGACAGCCAAGCUCUGACUCACCACCUGAUUAUUUAGUAGGACCAUUUUUAAAGCAGCUUAGAAACCAAUUAAACAUGGAGAAUGGAUUUCCUUCCUAUCCCUGGAGAUGAGACAUCUCAGUUUCAUGAUGAAGGAUUGUUGCUGUUUUCUAGGUUCUCUGUUCAUCACGUGAUAAAUGGUGAUAUGUGUUGUGGGUGUGCAGCUAUUUGAGGGAUGAGGGAUUAAGACAUUUUGUCACAUGAAUCUUUUCAGCAUACCUGCUUGUGGGAGGGACACAGGACAUAUGGAUAACAGUGAGAUACCCUGAUGGAGGCUUGGUGAAACACAUCGCAAGAAGCGUGUGGAGGUAGGGUAAUGGGCAGAGCAAUGGGCUUCUGUCUCUACCUGAACAAAGAUGAACAAUCUCAGCCCUGCCACAUGACCCAGGUAGGGCCACCGCUAUGCCUUCAUUUCUCACCCAAGCUCCAACCACAGAAAGUCUGACAAGUUUGUGUUAUGAUGUUGGCUUGGCAUUAUAUUUUUAAUUAGCUUUGGAUUUUUUAGUGGUUUUGUCAUAUUACUGUCUGAGUUUGGUAGGUAGGAUUAAUUUGAAAAGACUUUAGUAGUGUGGUCCUUGGGGUAGACUUUAGCUAUAAGCAUGUUGUUAGCCAGCCUAUAGACUGUUAAUUGCUUAAUAAUCUCACUGGGAAAGUACUAGUAGUUUUAUAUUUGGGUGACGUAAUUGGAAAAGGAGAUUAGCUCUUGUUACUUUGAGAAUCUUGAGGUUGGGAUGCACUGUCUUCCUGCAUGAUGAGAGGAAAAGAUCCAAACAGUUGCUCAGUAACCAAGUUGCAACAUUAGAAGCCACUGGCUGAAAUGCAUUUUGUUGAACUUCCAAAUGGAUGCCUUUUCAUUUGGACUGUACACUGCUGAGUGCAUUGGAUUUGCUCUGCACCGGAAGGAUACUUGUUCUGUGGCAGCUUUCCUGAAGGUGUCUAAAUUUCAUUUUCUUCUACUCAGAUUUGCAUCUCAGAGGUUGAUGUUGGAGUUUGAAGUUGGAAAGCAAUUCUGAAGGCAGACUCAGUUGAGUUGCGAGGGUGAAGCCCUCACGUACUUCUGAACAGAUGUAAUGAAAUUCACCUGCAUGAGUUGGUGGGUGGGAGAACCAAACUGGAUUGCUGGGUAGGACUACUCAGUAAAGGAAUGAACUCAUUACUUAGAGAGGCAUCACUAUCCCCAUUGAGAAAAAUGUGUGGCCAGAUGAGAUAGCUACACAAUAUAAACAAGUUGGCUGAUUCAGCGCUCCCCAAUUCAAUUUUGUGGGGAAAAAGUAUUGAGCCAGUUGUCAGUGUUCUGUUACAAAACUGACAAACUGAAUUCUUUGUCGUCGUUGUUAUCGUUAUUGUUGUUGUUGUUGUUGUUGUUUCUCAUUUCCACUUGCACAGCCUUAUUCUCAUAAUUAAACUCUGACUCAUUUUCUCUUUGGUGUUUGCAAACUCCAACAACAGAAAUGGCAUCUGUGUAUUGGUAAUCAGCAUUCACCCUGGCAGGAGACUAAUCAGAUAGACUCGUCUCAGACAUUAGUCCUAUCAUCUGAUAGUUCCAGGAAAAGAAAACAUGAUAAUUCCCUUGCCAUUCUCCUCCUCCCAAAUCCAGAAGCCCUCUUUACCAAGAGCAUCACAUUUUUCUCUGUAAUCUAUUGACUAAAAGAAAAUUGUUGUGGGGAAAG
Messenger RNA from Octodon degus (degu), 8272 nucleotides. It is a transcript of the gene Aff2, whose product is annotated as AF4/FMR2 family member 2. Gene Ontology annotation, molecular function: G-quadruplex RNA binding. Gene Ontology annotation, biological process: regulation of RNA splicing. Gene Ontology annotation, cellular component: nuclear speck; nucleus. NCBI's taxonomy places the organism in Eukaryota, Metazoa, Chordata, Mammalia, Rodentia, Octodontidae. The record is from RefSeq and is a predicted model, not a curated record. The transcript has 20 exons. The coding region runs from base 280 to 4137 and encodes 1285 amino acids.